Nasonia vitripennis (jewel wasp) is the source of this 5912-nucleotide messenger RNA. RefSeq lists its product as uncharacterized. The record is from RefSeq and is a predicted model, not a curated record. NCBI's taxonomy places the organism in Eukaryota, Metazoa, Arthropoda, Insecta, Hymenoptera, Pteromalidae. The transcript is spliced from 3 exons. Bases 4426 to 5505 code for a protein of 359 amino acids.
ACCUACCCCGCGCACAGCCAAUUCGAUAAUACAUUAUUGUAGCAAUUGCGAGCGAUCACUCUGAAUCGAAAUGGUCAAAUUCAGCUGUCCCGCGCACAUCGAGUUUCAUAAUAAUUUAGUCUGCAAAUUGGAGGAAUGCGAGCAAAGGUGCGCGAUCACUCUGAAUCGAAAUGCUCAAAUCCACCUGCCCAGGCGCAGCGAAUUCGAUAUUAAUUCAAUCGGCAAAUCAGAGAAAGGCGUGGGAAGGCGAGCAAUCUCCCUAAAACUGAAAUGCUUAAAUCCACCUACCCCGCGCACAGCCAAUUCGAUAAUACAUUAUUGUAGCAAUUGCGAGCGUUCACUCUAAAUCGAAAUGCUCAAAUCCACCUGCCCGGGAGCAGCGAGUAUCAUAAUAAUUCAAUCGGCAAAUCGGAGGAAGGCGAGGAUAGGCGUGCAGUCUCCCUAAAACUUAAAUGCUUAAAUCCACCUACCCCGCGCACAGCCAAUUCGAUAAUACAUUAUUGUAGCAAUUGCCGCGCACAGCAUGUUUCAAAAUAAUUCAAUCGGCAAAUCGGAGAAAGGCCAGCAAAGGCGAGCGAUCACUCUGAAAGGAAAUGCUCAAAUCCACCUGUCCCGCGCGCAGCGUGUUUAAUAAUAAUUUUAUCUGCUAAUCGGAGGAAGGUGAGGAAAGGCGUGCAGUCUCUCUAAAACUGAAAUGCUUAAAUUCACCUACUCCGCGCGUUGCGAGUUAGAUAAUAAUUCAAUCGGCAAAUCGGAGAAAGGCCAGCAAUGGCGAGCGAUAAAUCUGAAUCCUAAAACUGAUAUUCGGAAAUCCACCUGCCCCGCGUGCAGCGUGUUUAAUAAUAAUUUAAUAGGCAAAUCAGAGGAAGGCGAGGAAAGACGAGCGAUCUCUCUAAAACUGAAAUGCUUAAAUCGAACUGCCCCGCGCACAGCCAAUUCGAUAAUACAUUAAUCGCCAAAUCGGAGGAAUGCGCGCGACCACUCUAAAUCGAAAUGCUCAAAUCCACCUGCCCGGGCGCAGCGAGUUUCAUAAUAAUUUAAUCGGAAAAUCGGAGGAAUUCAGGGCGCAGCAGGUUUCAUAAUAAUUCAAUCGGCAAAUGGGAAAAAGGCCAGCAAAGGCGAGCGAUCACUCUGAAUCGAAGUGCUCAAAUCCACCUGCCCUGCACACAGCCAAUUCGAUAAUACAUUAAUCGGCAAAUCAGAGGUAGGCGAGCGAUCUCUCUAAUUCGAAAUGCUGAAAUCCACCUACCCCGCGCGCAGCAAGUUCGAUAAUAAUUUUAUCGGCGAAUCGGAGUAAGGCGUGCAAAGGCAAGCGAUCACUCUAAAUUAAAUGCUUCAAUACAUUUGCCCCGCGCGCAGCGAGUUCGAUAAUAAUUUAAUUGACAAAACAGAGGAGGCCAGGGAAGGCGAGCGAUCUCUCUAAAACUAUAAUCUCUCUAUCUCUAUAAGUCUCUCUAAAACUGAAAUGCUUAAAUUCACCUACCCCUCGCGCAGCGAGUUCGAUAAUAAUUCAAUCGGCAAAUCAGAGGAAGGCGAGGAAAGCCGAGCGAUCUCUCUAAAACUGAAAUGCUUAAAUCGAACUGCCCCGCGCACAGCCAAUUCGAUAAUACAUUAAUCGGCAAAUCGGAGGAAUGCGUGCGAUCACUCUAAAUCGAAAUGCUCAAAUCCACCUAUCCCGCGCACAGCGAGUUUAUUAAUCAUUCAGUGCGAAAAUCGGAGGAAUGGGAGCAAAGGCAUGCAGUCUCUCUAAAACUGAAAUUCCGAAAUCCACCUGCCCCGCGCGCAGCGUGUUUAAUAAUAAUUUUAUCUGCUAAUCGGAGGAAGGUGAGGAAAGGCGUGCGGUCUCUCUAAAACUGAAAUGCUUAAAUUCACCUGCCCCGCGUGCAGCGAGUUCGAUAACAAUUCAAUCGGCAAAUCGGCGGGAGGGGAGCAACGGCCAGCCAUUACUCUAAAUCAAAAAGCUCAAAUCCUCCUGCCCCGCGCACAGCGAGUUCGAUAAUAAUUCGGAGGAAGGCGAGCAAAGGCAAGCGAUUUCUCUAAAACUAAAAUGCUUAAAUCCACCUAUCCCGUGCGCAGCGAGUUCGAUAAUAAUUCAUUCGGCAAAUCGGAGAAAGGUCAGCAAUGGUGAGCGAUAACUCUGAAUCCAAAUGCUCAAAUGUACCUGCCCUGCGCACAUUAAUCUGGUUGUUUAACGUGCGGGCUAUGCAUUAAGCUUCCCCACACGGCCCCCCAUGGUGCUAUCAGUGUUAUACUCUGGCUGUACAGACUAUACCCCCGCUCUUGCGCUCUCGAGCAGACGAACUUCUCGGCGUUGGACGGACUGGAACGUACCCAAUAAUUCACGGUACCUGAACACGGGAGCGGAAUAGGAGAACAGGGAUUUAGAACGCCGCAACUAAGUAUAGUGAAAUCGUUAGAAGAGGCGGGAAAUUCCAAAAGUGCGGGUACAACCGAGAGAAGGAAAAAGAGGAGGAGGUAGAUGAGGAGAUAGGAAGGGAAUAGGAGAAGACUUAGAGGAAAGAAACGCGUUAGCAAGAAGAGGAAACGUAAAAAGAUCACCCCAAGAAUAAGAGAAAAUGGGAGGAGAGAUAGUCAGGACACUAAAGAAUACAAUGGACAUAAUGCUAUGAAAGAUAGAGAAAAUAAACAAGAAAAUAGAUAUGGAAAAAAAAGAAAGGGAAAAAUUGAUAGAGAACUAUGAAUAAAGAUAUAUAGGACUGGAGAAAAAGCUGAAGAGGAAAGUAGAGGAAGGGCUAAAAAUGAUGGAGGGAAAAUUAAAUAUUAGGGAAGAUAGGAAAAAUGGAAGGAAGGAAAGAGAAAAACAGAAGAAUGAAUACACACGCGAGGGAGAGCGAAGAAAACAAAACAGGAGUCGAAAUGGUAAGGGAUAGAAAAGCGAUGGAAGAAAUGAAAUAAAUGAUUAAGAAAGGAGAAAGCGAUAAGAAGAAGAACAAUAUAAUGAUUUCAGGUUGCAAGAAAGAACAGUGGGAGUAGAUAGGCUAUAGGCAUACCAGAACAUAGGCAUACUAAAACACCCCCUCUCCUCUCAGAGUGUUUUGGUACCCGAUGAAAGAGGAGGGAUCCUCUCUCUCUCCAAGAUACUAAAACACCCUCUCUCCUCUCAGGGAAAGAUUGCAGCCCUCCCAAAAGAGAGGGAAGCGCCUACAUUUGCUUGGAAAAGCUCCUCCUUCUCUGAUUUUCGAGAAACGUGUGAAAAGCGAAGGUGGUGGAAAGUGUGUAAAUGUAUCCUUAUAAGAUAGCAGUCAAAGCUAAUAAAUUUAUCGGAGAAAAAUAAAUCCCGCUUUCUCACAGUUUAAACUGAAGAUAAUAACAAGAAUAAUAAGCACAUCUUCUCGCUCUCGUGAAGUGAUGAACCCUCAAAGCAGUUUCCACGUUAGAUUGUCACGAGCAGAGAUAAUUUUCACACACACUUGAAAUUACUGUCGAUUCUUAAAGAUAUAAUCUUACGCUCAAUAGAUCUCACAGGGGUAUCUGUAAGUCUUCUUGUGCGGCAAACGCGCAGGUAUACACAUUUCCUCGACCGCUUGCUUACAUACGGAGAUAAUUUUAUUCAUAGCACAAACUGACGCUCAAUAGAUAUCAUACGGAUAUCUGUCGGACUUCUUGCCCGACACGCGCGCAGGUAUACAUAUUUCCGCAUGCUUACCUGCACGUACGUAUACACAUCUGACCACCUUUCUCACAAUCUCACUCAGAUGAACUUCCUCGACUCCGCAUGCUUAUCUGCGCGUACAUAUGCACAUCUGACCCGUCCCCUUCUCGCUCAGGCAUACAUAUUUUCCCGACCGCUUGCUAGCCUACGCGCAAGUAUACACAUCUGGCUGAUUGCUUGCAGAUUAGCAGAUAGAUUAUCCGCCAAGUUAAUAUGUGCAUGUGUGCGUUUCAAGAACUAGGAUUGUAAAUUUUCACACAGAUAAGUCGGAUACGUGCUGAAGACUCUUGCAUGAAAAUUUAAGAUAUGGACAGUCAACAAUGAUCGCUCUCUCUCUCUCUCUCUCUCUCUCGCUCUCUCUCUCUCUCUCUCUCUCUCUCUCUCUCUCUCUCUCUCUCUCUCUCUCUCUCUCUCUCUCUCUCUCUCUCUCUCUCCAAGAAAGCGUAGGUGUGUACUCGAGUGAUUGAAGGAUGGUCAAAUUUUGCUGAGAGGGAGGAGAUUUUGAAAAUUCCGGUGGGAAGUGUCUAAGGGAGGUUCUAUGAGAAGAAAGUGGACAUUUUUCUCUAAUCGAAGGACUUUUGGCAAUAGAAGUGAAAAGAGAAGCUUCGCUGUCCACCGUAUUUCUCUUUAAUGUGGCGUGGCAGUUGAUGUCCUGGACAUCGAAUGGAAUUAAUGAUGAUUCCAUUUUGAGAAAGUGUAAGUGUUAUUUUUUUACAUUAGUUUAGAUUUUAUUAACUGAGUUAACUUCUGCGAUGAAGCAGCUGAAUGAGGGUGCGGCCACCUCACCAGAGUCGCAACAACAGCAGCAACUUCCGUCGAUUGGUGUGAUGCAGCAGAUGUUUAAAAGUAUAUCAUCCUUAUCAGAGAUGCACCAUCAGCAGCAGCUUCCACAGGAGCAAAACUCGCAGCAACAAGCAGCAGUCGCAGCAGAAGUCGCAUCCGCAGCCAAAGCCGCAGCAAAAGCCACAACCGCAGCCAAAGCCACAACCGCAGCCAAAGCCGCAGCUAUAGCCAAAGCCAAAGCCAAAGCCAGAACUACAGCAGAAGCCAAAGCCGCAACCCCAGCCAGAACCACAGCAGUCGCAGCCCAAGCCGCAGCAAAAACCAAAGUAACAGUUGCCGCAACCACAGCCAAAGCCGCAGCAGAAGCCAAAGCAGCAGUCGCAGCCAAAGCCGCAGCAGAAGCCAAAGCAUCUGAAGCCGCAACCACAGGAGAAGCCAAAGCAGCAGAAGCCAAAGCAUCUGAAGCCGCAACCACAGCAGAAGCCAAAGCAGCAGAAGCCGCAGCCGCAGCCAAAGCCGCAACCACAGCCGCAGCCACAGCACCAGCUAGGAAGCCACUCAGGGACCCUCGCUCUCCGCCGGCAGCCAAAAGUGAUCGCCCUUCUACGUCUGCGAAAACCGAACGUCCGUCCUCAUCAAGCGAUCGCAAUCGCUCGUCAUCAAAAAGCGAUCGCCAUCGCUCGUCAUCAAAAAAAAGCGAUCGCCUUCGGUCAUCUUCGAGAAACGACCGCACUUCUGUAAGAAGCGAUCGCUCUUAUGUACCAAGCGAUCACCACACAAGUACGGCAAGCACGAGGGCUGAUUGCCAAGCGUCAAAUACAUCUGUUAGCGCUGUUGAGCAUUUACAGCCUCCUCUACGAUCCGUAAUAGCAUCCAAGGGGAUUAAGCUAUCACAAUCUUCAAGGGCGAGAUCAAGCUCGCGUUCAAGCUCAAGCUCGAGUUCAGGCUCAAGCUCGAGUUCAGGCUCAAGCUCGAGUUCAGGCUCAAGCUUGACAAAAGCGGAAGUUCAAGAAAGAGGAAAUCUGAUGAUGAAGCAAUCAAUGGUAUAGGUGGUAAAAGGAUGACAAUCACAUCAUCUCAAGAGAGCGAAAAAUCAGAAAAGAAGGAACGGAGAAAACUUUCGUUGUCUUUAAAAAAGACUGAUCUACCACCACCAUCUCCGCGAUAGCAGCCAUCACCACAUCCUCUCUAUCAUGCAGAUCAGCCGAUGCCACUUCAGCAUCAAGCAGAUCAACCGAUGCCACUUCAGUAUCAACAAGAACAGCAAAUGCCACUACAGCAACGAGCACGACCGCGUAUAUUGCAUGACGAAAAGCUCAACGAUCCGCUUAUCGUGUUCGAUAAGAAAGCAAAUAUGCGAAAAAUCUGAAUGAUAUUUUUCAAUAAAUUUUUGUAAUAAAUUUUUGAUAAGAUAAUUGUAAAAAAAUUUAAAUAAAUAAACAGAAUUUUCCACUAU